Messenger RNA from Orbilia oligospora ATCC 24927, 957 nucleotides. RefSeq lists its product as uncharacterized. The transcript has a single exon. Gene Ontology annotation, cellular component: cytoplasm. Gene Ontology annotation, molecular function: palmitoyl-(protein) hydrolase activity; carboxylic ester hydrolase activity. Gene Ontology annotation, biological process: protein depalmitoylation. The record is from RefSeq and is a predicted model, not a curated record. Bases 1 to 957 code for a protein of 318 amino acids. Lineage: Eukaryota; Fungi; Ascomycota; Orbiliomycetes; Orbiliales; Orbiliaceae.
AUGAAGCACGAUUACCUAGAACCGUUUGUCGUCGAAGCGUCCUCGCGUCAUACACAGACUUGCAUCCUGUUGCAUGGCCGCGGCAGUAACGGACCUAAAUUUGGAGAGGCCCUCUUAGCUUCUCAAACUGCGGAUGGCAGCACACUCAGGGAGAUCUUCCCUUCUAUGAAAUUUAUAUUUCCCACCGCCAAAAAGCGACGAUCCACCAUUCUCAAACGAAUAUCUAUCAAUCAAUGGUUCGAUAACUAUUCGCUGGAAGAUCCUAGCAUGCGGGAGAACCUGCAAGUUGACGGAUUAAGAGAAACGACCGAGGUUGUACAUCAAAUUAUUCGAGAUGAGGUUUCUAGUGGAAUAUCACUGAGUAAUAUCAUUCUUGGAGGGUUGAGUCAAGGUUGUGCUGCAUCAAUUUAUGCUUUGCUCACUAUUGAAGAGAAGUUAGGAGCUUAUAUUGGUAUGAGUGGUUGGUUUCCGUUUGUCAAGUAUGUCAAUGAGAGCCUUCAAGAAAUUGGACAGGAGGCAAAAGGUAGAGCGGACGGCUCUGAUGAAGGAGCAUUCAAUAUCAAUACUCAUGGCUUUGGCUUUGGCAGCUUUGAUAAUGAGGAGCAGAACGAAGAAGAAAGUGGUACCAUAGGAAAAGAAGAUGAAGAAGAUGAAGAAGAUGAAGAAGAGAGCGACGAAGAAGAAGAGAGCGACGAAGAAGAAAGUGAAGAGGAGGAAGAGCGAGAUGAAACCGGCCACGACGAUGGCGAGGCUCCCAUAGGCGCCGGUCAGAAUGAAAAGACCACAACUAGCACUUCGAACUCUACAAAUGCAUCGAAAGCACCAUUAAAAGUUAUAGAGGCGUUGAACUUCCUUAGAGAAAACAUAGACUUCCCUCCUAUAGGUUCUACGGCUGAUAGCUGGCCCUCUCUAAAGACGCCAGCCUUUUUGGGUCAUGGGAGGAGGAUGAGAAGGUGA